AUGAUUCUACCCAACGCAUUUCAUCGCGGAAACCUCCCAGUAAUAACACAUUAUAGAGGCAGUUGCGCUGCAUCUUUUGAUAUGUGUCUAAGACGGAAUUACUGGCCAUUUGAAAUUUUUUUGCCGGCUGAGUGUCGGCUUUGCCGAUUGAAUGUGGGAGGACGUGAGGAUGCGUCGGUAGUGUUCGUACGUGACUUUGCCUUUCGGGCCUUUAAUAUUUGCGCGAGGAGGGAUUUUGUUUGUGUGGAGGAACGUUUAGACGUUUAUGCGAUAUGCGCGUGCUAUUUGUUUUAA
Brugia pahangi is the source of this 294-nucleotide messenger RNA. The record is from the annotation of a GenBank genome assembly. NCBI's taxonomy places the organism in Eukaryota, Metazoa, Nematoda, Chromadorea, Rhabditida, Onchocercidae.